AUGGCCAAGCCCACAAGUAAAGAUUCAGGCUUGAAGGAGAAAUUCAAGACUCUGCUGGGGCUAGGAACGUCACGACCACACGCCAGGUGUGCGGAGGGCAAACAGACGGAGUUCAUCAUCACGGCGGAAAUCCUGAGAGAACUGAGUGUCGAGUGUGGUCUGAACAAUCGCAUCCGGGUCAUAGGACAGAUCUGUGAAGUAGCAAGAACGAAGAAAUUUGAGGAGCAUGCCGUGGAAGCGCUUUGGAAGGCUGUUUCAGAUCUGCUGCAGCCGGAGCGGCCACCGGAGGCCCGUCAUGCAGUGCUGGCCCUGCUCAAGGCCCUCGUGCAGGGCCAGGGAGAACACUUGGGGGUGCUCCGAGCACUCUUCUUCCAAGUCAUCAAGGAUUACCCCUCCAACGAAGACCUGCCUGAGAGACUGGAGGUGUUCAAGGCCCUCACGGACAACGGGAGACACAUAACCUACUUGGAAGAAGAGCUGGCUGACUUCGUCCUGCAGUGGAUGGGCGUUGGCUUGUCCUCAGAAUUCCUGCUGGUGCUGGUGAACCUGGUCAAGUUCAACAGCUGUUACCUGGAUGGAUACAUCGCGUCCAUGGUUCAGAUGAUCUGUCUCCUGUGCAUCCGGACUGCUUCCUCCAUGGACAUUGAGGUCUCCCUGCAGGUGCUUGAUGCGGUGGUCUGCUACAACUGCCUGCCCGCUGAGAGCCUGCCUCUGUUCAUCAUCACCCUCUGCCGCACCAUCAAUGUCAAGGAGCUCUGCGAGCCCUGCUGGAAGUUGAUGCGUAACCUCCUGGGGACCCACCUGGGCCACAGUGCUGUCUACAACAUGUGUCGCAUCAUGGAGGACAGAGCCUACAUGGAGGAUGCACCGCUGCUGAGAGGAGCCGUGUUCUUUGUUGGCAUGGCGCUCUGGGGAGCACACCGACUCUACUCCCUGAAGAACUCCCCAACAUCGGUGCUACCGUCGUUUUAUGAGGCUAUGACCUGCCCCAACGAGGUGGUGUCCUACGAAAUCGUCCUCUCCAUCAGCAGACUCAUUAAGAAGUACAGGAAGGAGCUUCAGGCUGUGACCUGGGACCUCCUGCUGAACAUCAUGGAACGUCUGCUCCAGCAGCUUCCAAGCCUGGGGAGCCCGGAGCUCAGAACCGUUGUGCAUGACCUGCUGACGACCGUGGAGGAGCUGUGUGACCAGAACGAGUUCCACGGCUCCCAGGAGAGAUACUUUGAGCUCGUGGAAAGAUGCGCAGACCAGAGACAUGAAUCCUCCCUCUUGAACCUGGUGUCCUUCAGGGCCCAGUCCAUCCACCCGGCCAAGGAUGGCUGGAUCCACACACUGCAGCAGCUCAUGGAGAGCUUCUUCAGGAGCGAGUCCCGCAGUGCCGUGCGCAUCAAGGUCCUGGACGUCCUGUCCUUCGUGCUCCUCAUCAACAGGCAAUUCUAUGAGGAGGAGCUGAUCAACUCCGUGGUCAUCUCCCAACUCUCCCACAUCCCAGAGGACAAAGACCCCCAGGUCCGCAGGCUGGCCACCCAGUUGCUGGUGGACCUGGCAGAGGGCUGCCACACACAUCAUUUCAGCAGUUUGUUAGACAUCAUCGAGAAGGUGAUCGCUCGCUCCCUGUCCCCGCCACCUGAGCUGGAAGACAGAGAUAUCCCUGCCUACUCGGCCUCCUUGGAGGAUGUGAGGACUGGGGUCCUGGGGCUCCUGGUCAUCCUUCAGACCAAGCUUUACGCCUUGCCGGCGAGCCACGCGGUACGUGUUUACGAGCUGCUAACUCAGCAUUUGCACAGGCACUAUCAGCACACGUACAGCCUGCCCGUCGCCAGCAGCAUCCGGCUCCAGGCUUUUGACUUCCUGCUGCUGCUCCGUGCGGAUUCACUGCACCGCCUGGGUUUGCCCAACAAGGAUGGUGUUGUACGCUUCAGUCCCUACUGUCUCUGUGACCACACGGAUCCGGAGCGCAGCUCUGAGAAGAAGAGCAGUGGCCCUCUCUCACCUCCCACGGGGCCUCCUGGCCCAGCAGCUGUUGGCCCUGCUGUUCGGCUUGGCUAUCUGCCCUACUCCCUGCUCUUCCGCGUCCUCCUGCAAUGUCUGAAGCAGGAGACAGACUGGAAAGUCCUGAAGCUGGUGCUUAGCAAGCUGCCUGAGUCUCUGCGCUACAAAGUCCUCAUCUUCACCUCCCCCUGCAGCGUUGACCAGCUGUCCUCUGCGCUCUGCUCCAUGCUUUCAGGCCCCAAAACCCUAGAACGGCUCCGCAACACCCCAGAAGGCUUCUCCAGAACCGACCUGCACUUGGCAGUGGUUCCGGUUCUGAUGGCGCUCAUUUCUUACCAUAAGUACCUGGACAAGAGCAAGCAGCGAGAGAUGGUGUACUGCCUGGAGCAAGGCCUCAUCUACCGCUGUGCCAGCCAAUGCGUGCUAGCCCUGGCCGUGUGCAGUGUGGAGAUGCCCGACGUGGUCAUCAAGGCGCUGCCUGUGCUGAUAGUGAAGCUGACCCACAUCUCAGCCACGGCCAGCAUGGCGGUCCCGCUGCUCGAGUUCCUGUCCACUCUGGCCCGGCUGCCGCACCUCUAUAGGAACUUCGCUGCCGAGCAGUAUGCCAGUGUAUUUGCCAUCUCACUGCCCUACACAAACCCAUCCAAGUUCAAUCAGUAUAUUGUGUGCCUGGCUCACCACGUGAUCGCCAUGUGGUUCAUCCGGUGCCGCCUGCCCUUCCGGAAAGACUUCGUUCCCUACAUCACUAAGGGCCUUCGCUCCAACGUCCUUCUGUCUUUCGACGACACCCCUGAGAAGGACAGCUUCAGAGCUCGGAGCACCAGUCUCAACGAGAGGCCUAAAAGUUUAAGGCCGGCCAGGCCUCCCAAGCAAGGCCCGACUCACUCUCCACCUGUGAAAGAGCGCAAGGAGGGCUGCGCGGCUGAGGUCUUCCGGUGCCGCAGUAUCAGUGUGUCUGAGCAGGCGGUGCGCAGUAGGAUCCAGACCUCUCUGACCAGCUCCAGCCUGGGCUCUGCUGAUGAGAACUCGGUGGCCCAGGCAGACGACAGUUUGAAAACCCUUCACCUGGAGCUCACCGAGACAUGCCUAGAUAUGAUGGCCAGAUACGUUUUCUCUAACUUCACAGCCGUCCCCAAGAGGUCCCCCGUGGGAGAGUUCCUCCUUGCUGGAGGCCGGACCAAAACCUGGCUUGUCGGGAACAAGCUGGUCACCGUGACGACGAGUGUGGGGACUGGUACACGGUCACUGCUGGGCCUGGACCCAGGGGAGCUGCAGGGGGACCCAGGACUGAGCUCCGACCCUGGCAUGCACGUGAGGCAGAUUAAGGAGGCGCCGGCCAAGCUGGAGUCCCAGGCUGGGGUGCAGGUGUGCCGCGGGGCCCGUGACCGGGUUCGUUCCAUGUCAGGGGGCCAUGGCCUGCGUGUCGGGGCACUGGAAACUCCAGCUUCCCACUUCCCAGGAGGCUCCACUUCUGGGCCACAGAUCCCUCCAGCCACGAAGCCCGAAAAGGCCUCAGCUGGUGCCCAGAAGCCGGCGCCAAAGCAGAAGACAAAUUUGGCAGCCUAUGUCCCCUUGCUGACUCAGGGCUGGGCAGAGAUCCUGGUCCGGAGGCCCACAGGGAACACAAGCUGGCUGAUGAGCCUGGAGAACCCGCUGAGCCCCUUCUCGUCGGACAUCAACAACAUGCCUCUGCAAGAGCUCUCCAAUGCACUGAUGGCCGCUGAGCGCUUCAAGGAGCACCGGGACACAGCUCUGUACAAGUCGUUGUCGGUGCCAACCGCCAGCACCACCAAGCCCUCGCUCCUGCCCCGGGCCAACACAGUGGCCUCUUUCUCCUCCCUGAGCCCGUCCAGUGGCCAAGGCAAGCUGCACAGGAGCGUUUCCUGGGCAGACGCCGCCUGCUUUGCCGGCGGGACCCCAGCCCCGAGCCGUGCGCACCCCUGCUCUGCCUCCCCAGGCCAGGGCCCCCAGGUGCGGCAGGGCAAGAUGGCUCCUGCGGGCAGCUGGUGGACUGUGCACGUGGGGGCACGCGGGGCUACACCCACUCUCGGCUGCUGCUUGGGCUUGCCGGCACCCUGCCACCGGCCUAGGACAGGACCCUCCGGCAGCCACGGGUUUGCCUUGGACGUGGAGCCAUCCUGCAGCCUCCGUGGGGUACCACCAGCUCCACAGGCUGGACAACCUGGACACAAGUCAGGGGAUGAUUCCCCGGCGGUUCUGGAGGAGGGACAUCUGAGCGAGGGCAUCUUGCCCAGCGAACCCUCUGAGCUGGAGAACUUCGAGGCAACCACAGGGCCUGACAGGUGCUUCCGGCACGCUGGCGACUACAGCAGGUCUUCCUCGACGUCCAGUCAAGAAGAGAAGCUGCUGCCCUCCGAGGAGCUAGUGCCUGGGAGUAUCCCCAUCGAGCGGGCUGUGACCUCUGGGGGCAGCCAGCCCUGCGUGGACCUCUCCUUCCAGCCCUCACAGCCCCUGAGCAAGUCCAGCUCCUCCCCCGAGCUGCAGACAUUACAGGACGUUCUUGGGGACACUGGGGAAAAGGCUCGGUCACAGUCGGGGACACUAGAUGGUGAGAGUGUAAUGUGGCCAGCUGCAGGUGAGGAGGGCCAGGCCCGAGUUCCUGCCCAACAUGAGAGCCCGCUGUCCUCGGGCUCCCCACGGUCCCCAAGUGGCCUGCGGCCUAGAGGCUACACCAUCUCCGACUCGGCCCCGUCCCGCAGGGGUAAGCGGGUGGAGAGGGAUGCCUUCAGGAGCCGAGCUGCCGCCUCCAACACCGAGAAGGUGCCGGGCAUCAACCCCAGCUUCGUGUUCCUGCAGCUCUACCACUCCCCUUUCUUUGGGGAUGAGUCUAACAAGCCGAUUCUUCUCCCCAAUGAGGACUCUGUGUGCCUGCAGUCCUUCGAGCGGUCUGUUCAGCUCCUCGACCAGAUCCCUUCCUACGACACACACAAGAUCGCCGUCCUUUAUGUGGGAGAGGGCCAGAGUGACAGUGAGCUGGCCAUCCUGUCCAAUGAGCACGGCUCAUACAGGUACACGGAGUUCCUCACAGGCCUGGGCAAGCUCAUCGAGCUCAAGGACUGCCAGCCAGACAAGGUGUACCUGGGCGGCCUGGACGUGGGCGGAGAGGACGGCCAGUUCACCUACUGCUGGCACGACGACAUCAUGCAAGCCGUCUUCCACAUCGCCACACUGAUGCCCACCAAGGAUGGAGACCGGCACCGCUGUGACAAGAAGCGCCACCUGGGCAAUGACUUUGUGUCCAUCAUCUACAACGACUCGGGUGAUGACUUCAAGCUGGGCACCAUCAAGGGCCAGUUCAACUUUGUGCACGUGAUCAUCACCCCCCUGGACUACGAGUGCAACCUGGUCUCAUUGCAGUGUCGGAAAGACAUGGAGGGCCUGGUAGACACCAGUGUGGCCAAGAUCGUGUCUGAUUGCAACCUGCCCUUUGUGGCUCGCCAGAUGGCUUUGCAUGCCAAUAUGGCUUCCCAGGUGCACCACAGCCGCUCCAACCCCACUGACAUCUACCCCUCCAAGUGGAUCGCCCGCCUCCGCCACAUCAAGCGACUACGCCACCGGAUCCGGGAGGAGCACUACCUGAACCCUAGCCUACCGCUGCUCCCUCCCACCCACACCAAAGUCCCAACGGAGCCGGUGCCCACCUACGAGACGGGUCAGAGAAAGCGCCUCAUCUCCUCUGUGGAUGACUUCACGGAGUUCGUGUGA
Chrysochloris asiatica (Cape golden mole) is the source of this 5718-nucleotide messenger RNA. It is a transcript of the gene TSC2, whose product is annotated as tuberous sclerosis 2. Lineage: Eukaryota; Metazoa; Chordata; Mammalia; Afrosoricida; Chrysochloridae. Gene Ontology annotation, biological process: regulation of small GTPase mediated signal transduction; negative regulation of TOR signaling; regulation of cell cycle. Bases 1 to 5718 code for a protein of 1905 amino acids. Gene Ontology annotation, cellular component: nucleus; cytoplasm; TSC1-TSC2 complex. The transcript is spliced from 44 exons. Gene Ontology annotation, molecular function: GTPase activator activity. The record is from RefSeq and is a predicted model, not a curated record.